UGUGUCCAUUAUUUUGAAAUGCGAAGCCGGAAGUACUGCUUUCAACAACGACAACUUGUCGUUUACUAAAUACUAGCAGCAAGGUCGAGCACCGCUGCUGCUAACGUGACAUUUUGACAAGCGUUACCAAGACCAUGACGCAGUCUGACCGCAUGUCAGAAACGUGUCUGGGUUGCUAACAUGCAGCUACAAUGAGGCAGUUGCAUCAUCAGCGUACAACAUUCAAAUUCUGCCUCAGCGUCAGCGACUUGUCGUCUCAUUUUUACAGAGUAAGUUGAGAUUAGCAUUUCCACAAGUGACAACUAGAGCCUGACAGGACCUAGCUGGGAUCGUCGCCGGGGGAUCAUGAGCUCCGCUUCUAAUCCCGGUACCGCCGCACAGACGGGGCUGUCCGGUAAACCCGUCCCCGCCGUUACGUUGGCCGGACAUGUCCAACAGGUCUUCAGCCACGUGAAGGUGGAAAACCUCGUCGCGGGACUGAGCGGGGGAGUGGUGUCAACACUGGUGCUACACCCCCUGGACCUGGUCAAAAUCAGGUUCGCAGUAAGCGAUGGAUUGGAAUUAAGACCCAAGUACGGUGGCAUUAUGCACUGUAUGAAGAGUGUGUGGCAGCAGGAGGGACUGAGAGGACUCUACCAAGGAGUGACACCCAAUGUCUGGGGUGCUGGUGCAUCCUGGGGUCUCUACUUCUUCUUCUACAAUGCAAUCAAAGCGUACACGAAGGAAGGUCGUGUGACUGAACUGAGUGCGGCGGAGCACCUGGUCUCAGCGGCUGAAGCAGGCAUGUUAACGCUGACCAUAACAAACCCCAUCUGGGUGACCAAGACCCGGCUGGUGCUGCAGUACAGUGCCGAUCCGACCAGUAAGCAGUACAGGGGGAUGGUGGACGCUUUAGUCAAGAUCUACCGCAACGAGGGAGUGCCCGGACUGUACAGGGGUUACGUUCCCGGCCUGCUCGGUACCUCCCAUGGAGCUCUCCAGUUCAUGGCCUAUGAGGAACUCAAGAGAGACUACAACAAAUACAAGAAAGUGCCUUCAGAUGCAAAGCUGAAUCCAUUGGAAUACAUCGCGAUGGCAGCCAUGUCCAAAAUAUUCGCCGUGGCGACCACAUACCCGUACCAGGUUGUGCGAGCUCGUCUGCAAGACCAGCACAACAGAUACAAUGGAGUUGUGGACGUCCUCAGACGGACGUGGAGGAACGAAGGGGCCAUCGGUUUCUACAAAGGUAUCAUCCCCAACUUGAUACGCGUCACCCCCGCCUGCUGCAUCACCUUUGUGGUCUACGAGAACGUGUCUCGCUUCCUGAUGGGACAGAAAACUUGAGCCACGGCGAAAGGCCGGUGCGAAGGCGCUUCGAGCCGACCCCGGCGUUGCCACGCGGAGAGGGACGCAUUUCGGACUGAGAGGGAGCUGUCGACGUUCGGUGCAUGUGAAUGUGGCGGGAGCGAGAAGGCUUCGCUCGAAAAAAACCUGCCAAAGCGACCGGCUUUCAACACAAGUUGCAAAUCGAUACGCACAAUGAACUCACGGGGUGGAAAUGUGUUAACCCCCCCCACCCCAAAGAGAUAAUGCUGCUUUUAUGCUUUCUGCUUCCAUGCUGAUGUGUACUGUAAGAGUUUCAUGCUCUUUUUUUUAUUUAUUUCUUUUUUUAUUUAGCAGCAGUGGAUGAGUGAAAUAUGUCAUCACAUAGUAGUUAUGUUUACACUGAAUGCUUUCUGGAUACAGAAAGGAACACAGUCUGAACAUCAUCAUAUUAAAAAUCUCAGGUUUUCCAGUGGCAAGUACGUCUAACAUUAAUUUGGCCCAUUUUAGAUCCUGAUUUCCUGCCAUUUUUUUUUGUCUUAACACAUUUAUCCCUAAAUUAAUACAUUAUUUGUGGUGUGUUAUAAUAUUUUUUUUUAUUAUAGAAUCCAAUCCUUUACCUGCAUUGUCUUGAUGUACGUAAACACAUUUAAAUGUAUCACAUGAAGUGCAUGGCAUUUCCUGAAACUGUGCAAAAAGCUGGAUUGUUGGAGUUCUUUAAAAAAAAAAAAAGGACUUUAUUAACAGUAAUAAUGAAUAAAAACAGGUGACAUGAGUACAUUA
Mugil cephalus (flathead mullet) is the source of this 2085-nucleotide messenger RNA. Its product is annotated as mitochondrial folate transporter/carrier-like. NCBI's taxonomy places the organism in Eukaryota, Metazoa, Chordata, Actinopteri, Mugiliformes, Mugilidae. Bases 346 to 1323 code for a protein of 325 amino acids. Gene Ontology annotation, biological process: folate import into mitochondrion; nucleotide transport. Gene Ontology annotation, cellular component: mitochondrion. Gene Ontology annotation, molecular function: FAD transmembrane transporter activity; folic acid transmembrane transporter activity. The transcript is spliced from 7 exons. The record is from RefSeq and is a predicted model, not a curated record.